This is a messenger RNA of Anisakis simplex (herring worm), 222 nucleotides long. The record is from the annotation of a GenBank genome assembly. Lineage: Eukaryota; Metazoa; Nematoda; Chromadorea; Rhabditida; Anisakidae.
AUGGACAUAUGGGAAGCAAUCGACAGUGCACUGAAGGAUGGUCUGUACGCAGAUGCAUUGGUGUUGGCACGUCGUGUUUGUGCAAAUGAUCCUCGAAAAUUGGAUAGAGUUGAGACUGCGUUCUUGACGCAUCGUAGCGAACAGAAUCCCGUUAUGACACUCCUGAGUGUUGCUAGUGAUACACCUGCACCUGUUUUGGUGAGUCGCACACUCUAUCUUUGA